AUGAGUUGUGCUAAAUGUGAACGACCAUUUCGUCAUGGUACAGACGAUACAAUAACAAUUAAUAAGAAAACAUAUCAUUCGGAUUGUUUAUCAUGUGAUAAAUGUUCAAAAGCUUAUGAUGGAUCAUUUUCACCGGAUGACCUUGAUAAAGAAGCACUUUGUCUAGAAUGUACUCAAUCAGAACGAACAAAAAAAACUCAAGAAAAUAGUAAUACUGAAUCAAAAAAUGCUGUAUCGCAAUGUGGUGGUUGUGGUCUACCAUUUAAUCCAGCAUCUAAACAUAUAACAAAACGAUAUAAUAAUAAAGAAUAUCAUCAUAAUUGUUUAAAAUGUCAACAAUGCGAAAAAUUAAUUGAAGGUGAAAUAUAUGAUGAUGAUAAAAAUAAUAAAAUCUAUUGUGGAUCAUGUUUUAAAAGUCAUGAUAAACAAGGUUUUCAAAAACAAACUCAACAAAAAGAACAGAAUCAACAGAAAUCAGUUCGUUUUGCUGAAAAACUUGCUGAAACAUUAAAUCGUGAUGAAUUAGCGGCAUAUUAUAAAAAUGAACAACGUGACAAUGAUGAGUCAUUUCCUAUGGAAUAUCCAAAUAAUCAUCAAAGAAUUCAAUUUUGUUCUGCAUGUAUGUUACCAUUUCAUCCUGGUAGUCGAGUAACUCAAGCACAAGAUAAAGAAUAUCAUUAUGAAUGUUUUUGUUGUGAAAAAUGUCGUCAACCAAUAAAUGGAGUGUUUACAAUGAAUCCCGAUGGAUCAAAAUUUAAAUGUGGAAGUUGUCUUCAAAAAAAUUAUUCAUCAUCUACAACACUUUGUACUGAAUGUGAUUUACCUAUUGAAACAAGUCGUAUUGAUUUUAAUGGUCGUUCAUUUCAUGUUGAAUGUUUUACUUGUGCUUUAUGCCAUAGACGAUUAAAUCCAUCUCAAACAUUUUCAUUACAUAAUGAUCAACCAUGGUGUCAUCAAUGUGAAACUGAUACAAAAUAUUGUUAUACUUGUGGAAAACCGAUUUUAUCAUCGGGUAUAAAGUGUGAAGGGCAUGAUUAUCAUAAAGAAUGUUUUCCAGAAUCAAGUUGUUUUUCUUGUGGAAAACCUAUUACAACAGCGGGUAUAACAUAUGAAGGACAUGAUUAUCAUACAAAAUGUUUUAAAUGUUCAAAUUGUCAUAAAUUAUUAGAAAAUGAAAAAAUACUUUGUGUAAAUAAUUCCAAACCAUUAUGUGUUGUUUGUAAUGAUGAAUUAUUUGCUAAGCGAUGUACUAAAUGUGGAAAAGCUAUACCAGCUAAUCAAAAAGUUACUUUAUUCGAUGACAAACCAUUUCAUGAACAAUGUUUUCAAUGUGUUAAAUGUCAUCGACCAAUUGGUUCAAAGAAAUUCUAUAAAGAUCAACGUGGAUUAAUUUGUUCGAAUUGUGGAUAA
Adineta steineri is the source of this 1410-nucleotide messenger RNA. The record is from the annotation of a GenBank genome assembly. NCBI's taxonomy places the organism in Eukaryota, Metazoa, Rotifera, Eurotatoria, Adinetida, Adinetidae.